Botrytis cinerea B05.10 is the source of this 1658-nucleotide messenger RNA. RefSeq lists its product as hypothetical. Gene Ontology annotation, molecular function: protein binding. The transcript has 2 exons. The record is from RefSeq and is a predicted model, not a curated record. Bases 365 to 1363 code for a protein of 332 amino acids. NCBI's taxonomy places the organism in Eukaryota, Fungi, Ascomycota, Leotiomycetes, Helotiales, Sclerotiniaceae.
GUAGAACCCUGUCACUAUUUGUCCAAAAAAACUGUGUACUUGCAGUCAUGACAUGUAUUGUCGACAGGAAUGGUAGAAUACUACCCUAGAACAAGGAAUUGAUUCGAUGAUUUGGCGCCUCAUUAUUUACCUUACCCCAUUGGCCGACCCGUGCCAGUCAUCAAACGAGUGUGCAAACCCCUCAAUUCUUGUAUUCCACCUUCUCUUAUUCUUAUUUCUUUGCGCUCUUGAUCUUCUCUAUUUCUAGCUACGAUCCUUUUGUAUUUAAUACGGAGGAGAAAAAACACCGUGAGCAUCUAUUGAAAGGAAUAAAUAUAAAAGAGUUUGAAAAUAGUCGGGAAACACACUACGUUGAUCAUUCAAGAUGCCAGCCUCGUUUCAAGAAAUCCUCAAUUCCCGCCUCUUCAAAUUCAUCGUGGGCGAAAAAGUCGAUGGCCAUGCGCAGGAAUUCUUCGUGCACGAAGAGGCGAUUACUCAGCUUUCGAAACCGUUAGAGGCGUUGAUGAGAGGAGGCAUGACGGAAUCGCAAGCGGGGUGUACGGUGUGGGAUGAUGUGAGUAAGGAGACGUUUGAGAGGUUUGUGCAGUUUGCGUAUACGGGAGAUUACUCGGUGCCGGUGCCUGUGUUUCUACUGAGGGAACGAGUCAGAUCUGAGCCUGUCGAACCGUUGACUUGGGCCUCUAGGAUUAAAAUGACGGAGAGCAAGAAGAUAGUUACAGAACGGCGUUCUGCGAUACCAUCACCAGAGCCAACAACACCGGAACCAGCGGAGUCAGGGGUAAUAGUAUUAGAUCCCGUUUCGCUAAAUUGGGGAUCACAGUGCAUAAAAAAUGCAGAAUGGAGACCAAGGCGGGAAAAACUUUCUCUUACUGCUCGACGAGCUAGAUAUUCAGAUCUUACCUCGGUCAAAUUUGCAGCCGACUUCAGAAACUUAACUUUUCCACUGCUCGCCAAACGCAACAAUCAUGACCACACUUGCGAACCUAACGAUUUUUUUAAUCCAAAUGAAAGCUAUUCCAACGUAUUCAUCGGCCAUGCCGCUCUAUACAUUUUAGGAGAUUUUCGACUCAUUGAGCCGUUGAAAGCCUUAGCUCUCUACAAGCUCCACAAAAUAUUAUGUAUAUUCGAGCUCAGCGACGAAAAUAUGGAGGAUGUGAUCAAUCUCGCAAGAUACGUAUAUGCAGAGGAAGGCGGAGGGGAGGGAUCCAGUGGCGAGAUUGGCGCGUUGAGAAGUCUGGUGUGCCAUUAUAUGGCUAUGCACGCGUUCGUCUUGUCGGUUGAUGAUGGGUUUAUGGAGUUUCUGGGGGAGGGCGGACAGUUUGUGAAGGAUUUUUUUAAGUUUGAAGUGCAGAGGGUGGGUUAGUAGGUUAGGGGCUCUGUACUUAUUUUGUUGGGAAGUAUUUGUGAUCAUCUUGUGUUUUUUAUUGUGGAGUUUGAGGAGGGGAUGCACGGGAGAAAUUAUGAUAUAAUAAUUGAUAUAUGUUAAAUAAGCUUGCACUAGAUCUGGAUAUGGCAAACAUAGCAAUCUAGACAUCCAAUGUUUAUCUAUCACGCAAUCUAGAUAGACUGCGCAUAAAGAAUGGAUCAGGCAAUACCCCCCAAGAAUGCCCGCACUCUACCCUCACGGUGAAGAGCAGGUCUUCAUAAUAUGGAAUUUA